Messenger RNA from Cooperia oncophora, 525 nucleotides. The record is from the annotation of a GenBank genome assembly. Lineage: Eukaryota; Metazoa; Nematoda; Chromadorea; Rhabditida; Trichostrongylidae.
AUGGCCUACAUUGCCGGACACACAUGUAUUGACUUUCGUGAAGAUCCAACUGCUACUAAUCGGUUACGAAUUGUCAAACUAGAUCGUGACGCUAAGGCUUCUUCUUCGGAAUGCGGGAUGCAAGGAGGUGUGCAGGAGCUGUCCAUGGUUCCUGACUGCCCGGUUGGAGAUGUGAUCCAUGAAUUAAUUCAUUCUCUUGGAGUAGAGCAUAUGCAAAAUCGUUACGAUCGCGACAAUUAUGUGAAAGUCAACCUGUCAUCUUCCGAAAAGGCAGAUGACAAAUAUCAAUUUGAGAAAAUGCAAGCUGAUAACUCCAUCAACUACACGCCGUACGAGUACGGCAGUAUUAUGCACUACAGCGCAGAGUGGAACGAUGGCACUAUUGUGAUGACGCCUGUAGAUUCGUUGUACAUGCGUACGAUGGGCUCGCCGAUUCCUUCUUUUUACGACAUGAUGAUGCUGAACAUGCACUACAAGUGCAACGGUAUCCUUACAUUUAUUCGAGGCUUUUCCUCAUCACCAUAG